Bursaphelenchus okinawaensis is the source of this 2100-nucleotide messenger RNA. Lineage: Eukaryota; Metazoa; Nematoda; Chromadorea; Rhabditida; Aphelenchoididae. The record is from the annotation of a GenBank genome assembly.
AUGUGGUUGCUACAAGCAAUUUUAUUUGGACUGAGCUUCAGCACGCUUCAUGGCUACGACAUGACACAUGUGGGUUUCAUUGCUUUUGUAGGCUUAUUGAUAACGUAUCUGCAUGACUAGUUGCUUAGGUUUUUGGUUUAGUAAGGUUAGGCUUUGGCUUGGGAAGGUCAAGCUUUUUCGGUAAGGUCAGGCUUUGUUAUAGUAAGUUUGGUUUAGUAGACCUAGGCUGAUUAAUUUUUUUCUUAGUAGGUUCAGGCUAAGUAGGCUUAGUUUUGGUAGGCUUAGGUUAAGUAGGCUUAGACUUAGUAGACUUUGUCUUGGUGGGCGCAGAUUAAGUAGGCUUAAACUUAGUAGGCUUAGGCUUAGUAAGCUUAGGCUUAGUAGAAUUGUACAGGAAAAGCUCAGGCUUAAUGGGAUUUUGUUCAACUUGAUCAAUCUUAGUAAACUUACAAUUAGUCUGGUUGGACUUAGUAGGCUUAAGCUAAGUAAUCUUAUGUAAAGUAGGUUUAGGCUGAGGUUUCUUUUGGAAAGCUUUGUGCUAACUUGUGUUUAGCAUAGAUUAGACUAGCAUUAGGAUUAAAAAGUAUAUUAGGUAUAAUUUGUUGUAAAUUCUCGAUUUGUUUGAGCGUAUUAACAUUUGGGAUGGAAGACUUCCGAUUACUUGCCCACCAUACUCAAUUGUCACACACGAUGGUCAAACUUGUUUGUUUCGUUCCCACUAUGAUUAUUGUCCAGAGGAUAGUUUUUGGAUAAGAACGGCACAGCAUACUGGAAUGAUUGUGUACCGCGAGCAAGAUAACAUUACGAAGUUUGCGUGGGAAAUGGCCGCCAUUCAUCUUAGUUGUGGUCAAUACUCGGACGAAAAAUUUGCGUUUUGGUAUGAGUCAUCAUCCAAGUAAGUUGUUUAAAAUUUUUUAUUUGUUAAUGGUUAGGCUUGAGCUUUAGGUUUAGCUUUUUGGUUGCGGUUGGGUUUAGCCUUGGACUUAGCGUUACGCUCAGGUUUAUGUUUAGGCUUAUUCUCAAGUUUAGGCUUAGGUUGAGGCUUUGGCUGACAAGGAAAGUUGCCCCGCUCAGAAUCAGCUCAAAAUUUUUAUAUGAAUUCUUUGUACCACCAAUAGUACCCAUAAACUUUGUACCACCAAUAGUACCCAACAAAUUAUAGCUCGCGCUUUUGAGUUUUAAACUAAAAUUAUUUGGCUUUCCCGCCAAUUUGGCAUUGUUUUUUUAGGAAACAUUCGUUUGUACAUUGUGGUGGUGGGUCGAGAGAGGCAUCCGACUUAAACGGUAAAUAUCAUCCCGUUUGUUCCGUCAAACGUUGGGCGCCAUAUAAUGAAACUACAGUUAGCGUUGCUGAAGUUGCUGAUGAUUUCCGUACGUUUUUUUUUUGUAUUUGGAUUUAGUUGUAUUCAGGGACGCGGAGUGAGGGUUUUUUGCUAUGUCUACUCUAGGGCAAGCCGGGCACUCACCUUGCCUGUAGCAUUUGGUUGAGCAGACUGUAAGCUAUAUUGAGGUUGAAGUUUACUAGACGUGGUUUUAUUAGUGAUUUGACUGUGUUUUUGUACUUGUUAAUUUUUCCACUUUUCAGACCACUACUACGUGACUUACGAGGCAGGCGGCGACAACGGUAUGUUUUUAAUUAUUGGCAAUAUUUUAAAAUUUAUUUUAUUUUUUAAAGGUUAUUUUAAUUAUGACUUUCAAGAAAAUGUCAUUAUAAUCGAAGGGCUCUCGUUAUUCUUGUUUUUAAAAUUAUAAAAUGGCAUAUUGUACUUUGUGGAAAGCCUUUAUGAUCUAUAUUGUUUUAGGUAUCUUCCCGUACUCGAACAAGUUUGUCGAAGCCGUGAACAGUAAAGCAGUAGUGUCAACUUCAAUCAGAAAAGAAGGCGACAAGCUUUUUAGCACGAACGGUUACGGUGUGCAAGGCGGCGGCAAGUACGAUAAGAUGGUGGAUAAAGCUUGUUUAUUUGCCGAAGGGUAAGAGAUGAUUAAAUUUUAAUCAUUUUGGCAUUUAAAGUUGGUUUAAAUUUUAAAUUUUUAUGUUUCAGAACGUGCGCCGGUGUUACCAGUAAGAACAAGUUCCAAGAAACGGCCAGAAUCGAUUGA